Kickxella alabastrina is the source of this 633-nucleotide messenger RNA. RefSeq lists its product as uncharacterized. Gene Ontology annotation, molecular function: Hsp90 protein binding. The record is from RefSeq and is a predicted model, not a curated record. NCBI's taxonomy places the organism in Eukaryota, Fungi, Kickxellomycota, Kickxellomycetes, Kickxellales, Kickxellaceae. Bases 1 to 633 code for a protein of 210 amino acids. The transcript has a single exon.
AUGUCUACCGCUGCAGCAUUUGGACCGCGUCCCGUAUUCCCGACCGAAGCCGACGCGCAGCACCUUGAGCUUCCAGACGUCAGCAACAUAACUAUAAUCGACGGGCUUUUGCACUGCACAACUCACAAAAAGCAGGUCUGCCCAGAGUGCACCAUCGACUACUCAACGCAGAACUUCUUCACGCGACAGCUCACUGCCAACAACGGGGCGCUCCCACCACCCAACCCGCAGAUCGGCCAGGCGAUCCAACGGCUGAAAACCAGCGGUAACGACGUAUUCCGUGCGCAAGGUUACUUUGAGGCAGCUCAGAGAUAUACCGAGGCGAUCAAUGUGGCAUCGCAGAGGCCGCUGUGGGAUCCGAGCGCGACGGUUAUUGAGGAGGCGACGGUUUUGUUGAGUAAUCGCGCGGCGUGCUUGCUGGAGCUUGGGCAUCCGUCGGAGGCGUAUUGGGAUACCGAGGUGGUGACGAGGCUGAAGCGUGGGUGGAGUAAGGGGCAUUUCAGAAUGGGCCGCGCGUUGAUGGGCAUGGGCAGAUGCAGACAGGCGGCACAGGAGUUCCAGAUCGGAUGCUCGCUGGAUCCCGACGCCAAGGACAUGCGCACAGCGCUGGACAGCGCCAAAAAGUUUAUUUAA